This is a messenger RNA of Alligator sinensis (Chinese alligator), 480 nucleotides long. RefSeq names its product alpha-fetoprotein-like. The coding region runs from base 1 to 480 and encodes 159 amino acids. Gene Ontology annotation, cellular component: blood microparticle; cytoplasm. Gene Ontology annotation, biological process: transport. Lineage: Eukaryota; Metazoa; Chordata; Crocodylia; Alligatoridae. The transcript is spliced from 4 exons. The record is from RefSeq and is a predicted model, not a curated record.
AUGAGGCAUGCUGUCAUUGAUAAGAGGGACGGGCAACCAGUUGUGAUAAAGCCAGUAAAAGAAGAUGGUUCCAUGCAGGAACACACAUGUGAGAUCCUGAAGAAAUUUGGAGAAAGAACAUUGAAGGCUCUGACGCUUGCUCUUUUCAGCCAGAAAUUUCCUAAGGCUGAUUUUGACACCAUGAUGAAAAUGACAACAGACAUUGUGGAGAUGCAAAAGGAAUGUUGUCAAGGAGACAUGCUGGAUUGUAUGCAUAACAGGGCAGAGUUUACAUCAUACGCAUGUUCCCACCAAGACGCCAUCUCAAGUAAAAUUCAAAACUGCUGUGAAAAGCCUGUGCUUGAAAGAAGCAAAUGUAUAUUUAUGUCAGAAAAUGAUGACAAACCCACAGGCUUGUCACCUCAAGUCAGACAGUUUAUAGAGGAUCAAGAUGUCUGCAAACACUUUGAAGAGAAAAAAGAUAUCUACUUGGCCGAGUAA